This is a messenger RNA of Drosophila montana, 4326 nucleotides long. It is a transcript of the gene Lztr1, whose product is annotated as Leucine zipper like transcription regulator 1. Gene Ontology annotation, molecular function: protein binding. Lineage: Eukaryota; Metazoa; Arthropoda; Insecta; Diptera; Drosophilidae. The record is from RefSeq and is a predicted model, not a curated record. Gene Ontology annotation, cellular component: Golgi apparatus. The transcript is spliced from 6 exons. Bases 145 to 3000 code for a protein of 951 amino acids.
CUUGUCCAUCGCUAGUUCUUGACCUGCAGGGGUUGUGAAAAGUGAUCUUGAAAAUAGCGUCAGAGUUGAGCAAGGCAUUGGCCCUGCAGCGUAAUUUCCAUCAAGAUAAGCCAACGAAGGAGAUUCUACACCUGUAAUGCUUUAAUGCUAAAGUCCAUACUUGGCGCGGACACGAAUGGUUCUGCGGAAGAUAUACCAAGCGGAGGCGUUGGCGUGGCCAACGGCAGCAGUGGCGGGAGUGGCAGUGGUAGCAGCACCAGCGGUGGAGCACUAAGCCGAGCCAGUUACGGCCUUGGCUCCAGCUCAAUAUCCAGUGGCCUAAGUGCUGUCUGUGGCCUGGUCGCAAGUGGGAGUGGGAGUGCGAGUAGGAGUACAAGCGGUGGCAGCACACCAGCCUCCGUCUUUUGCCCCGCAUGCGUAGCAAACAGCUCACAGCAGCAGCAGUUGGCAUUUGCCUCUGGGACUGAGGCGAUCCAGUUGCGAGAAUCAAAAUCGGGCAAACGGAUUAAGGCGCGUAAAAGUGCAUCAACGGCUGGCUGCUUAGACGCACAGCAUAUACGCAACAACCUGAAGAUGUCCACAUCGAGCUCAAUGCGGAGCACACGCGGCAAUGGCGCUGGCAGCAGCAGCAGUAGCAGCACGGCUUCCGCUGUGGUGCCAUACGAUGGCAGCAGCAAUGGCAGCUGCAGCAGCAGCGUCAAUGGCAAAGACAACUCGCCGGGCAGCUACAGCUGCAAUGCGCUCAAUGUGGACUUCACCUCCUAUACGGCUACGCAUCAAUGGACACGCAUGCUGGAGUGUGCCGAGUUUGUGGGCGCCAAGCGCAGCAAGCACACGGUGGUUGCCUACAAGGAUGCCAUGUUUGUGUUCGGCGGGGACAAUGGCAAGAACAUGCUCAACGAUCUGAUUAGGUUUGGGGUCAAGGACAAGUCAUGGGGACGGGCAUGCGCGACGGGCACACCACCAGCACCGCGCUAUCAUCAUUCGGCUGUUGUCGCGGGCAGCUCAAUGUUCAUCUUUGGCGGCUAUACGGGCGACAUACAUUCCAACUCGAAUCUGACCAAUAAGAAUGAUUUGUUUGAGUACAAAUUUCUCAGCGCCAUGUGGGUGGAGUGGAAAUUCUCGGGCAGGCAACCCGUGCCACGCUCGGCGCAUGGUGCUGCAGUUUAUGAUAACAAAAUGUGGAUUUAUGCUGGCUACGAUGGCAAUGCACGACUUAAUGAUAUGUGGACGCUGAAUUUGACCGGCGAGAAUCAUCAAUGGGAGGAGGUUGAACAGCAGGGUGAUCGUCCGCCCACUUGCUGCAAUUUUCCCGUUGCCGUUGCACGCGAUGCCAUGUAUGUCUUCUCUGGCCAGAGUGGCUUGCAGAUAACAAAUUCGCUGUUUGAGUUUCACUUUAAGACGCGCACCUGGCGUCGCAUCUCCAAUGAGCCGGUGCUGCGUGGCGCUACGUCGGCGCCACCAUCACGCCGCUAUGGUCACACCAUGGUGCAUCAUGAUCGUUUCCUGUAUGUGUUUGGCGGCUCGGCAGAUUCCACGCUGCCGAAUGAUUUGCACUGUUACGAUCUGGACUCGCAGGUGUGGUCUGUAAUACAUCCGGAACAGAACUCAGAUGUGCCAUCCGGUCGUGUGUUCCAUGCAUCGGCCGUAAUUAGCGAUGCAAUGUAUAUCUUUGGCGGCACCGUUGACAACAGCGUCCGACGUGGCGAUACGUAUCGCUUUCAGUUCUCCAGCUAUCCCAAGUGUACGCUGCGCGACGACUUUGGCAAUUUCAUUCACGAGAAGGAAUUCUGUGACAUUCAGUUUGUGGUGGGCGCUGAAGAGAUACGCAUUCUGGCGCACAUUGCCUUUGUAGCGGCACGCUCCAAGUAUUUGCGCAACAAGAUCUUGUCGGCGCGUGAGGCGCGCCAACAGCAAAUGGAGAAGGUCUACGGUGUUGGUCAGGUCGAUGCAUUGGUAUUAAAUACGGGAGUCGGUGCGGAUCGUGUGCCCAUGCUGGAGGUGCGACUGUCGCAUGCCUCACCCGAAGCGUUCGAGAUCAUACUUAACUACAUUUAUACGGAUCGCAUUGAUUUGAAGGACUCCUACAGCAAGAACAUAAUCAUACUCAUCACGGACAUCUAUCAGCUGGCUGGUCUGUUCACCAUGCCGCGCCUGGCGCACGGCUGCAUACAGUAUCUGGACUAUAAGAUCAACAAGAUAAAUGUGCUCGAAGCCCUCUACAAUGCGGACAAAAACAACAUCAAAAUCAUUAAGGAUCACUGCAUGCAAUUCAUUAUCAAGGAGGAGAACUUCACCGAAGUGGUCAUGUCCAGUGAGUUCAGCGAUCUUGACAAGCCGUUGCUUGUCGAGAUUAUACGCAAACGUUUGCAUCCCAGCAAACUGGUCUUGGACAUCAGCUUUGAGUCCAAUAUUGGCACCACGUUGGAGCUGGAUUUGUCCAUGUUCUUGGAGACAACGGGCAAGGACUUUUGCGAUAUAAGCCUCAUACUGGAGGAUCAUGUGAUACCGGCCCAUAAAUCUGUGUUAUCAGCACGUUGUACCUAUUUCCAGGGCAUGUUUCGCUCGUUCAUGCCACCGGAUAAUACCGUCAAUAUACAAAUUGGCGAAAUUUCACCCUCGCUGGAGGCUUUCCACUCGCUGUUACGCUAUAUAUAUUAUGGGGAGACCAAGAUGCCGCCACAGGAUGCACUCUACUUGUUUCAGGCACCCUGUUUUUAUGGCCUGUCCAACAAUCGUUUGCAUGCCUUCUGCAAAUACUCAUUGGAGCAUAAUAUAACAUCAGAGAAUGUGCUGCAGACAUUGGAGGCGUCCGAUAUAACAAAAAUCUAUGACAUAAAGGAUUAUGCAUUGAAAUUAAUUGUCAAAGAUUUUGCCAAAGUGGCCAGGCUGCCCAAACUUGGAGGUUUGUCGCGCGAACUGUUGCUGGAGAUAAUACGCGCUGUGGCCGAUUCGCAAGGCGAGUUUCUGACCCGCAUCAAUAUCAAUACCGAUAUCUGAAAAAUAGUGCUGCUACAGCCGGCUUUGCAGUUGUUGCUCGCCUGGUUGCAAAUCGGACGUAGCACGUAGAGCAGCAGUAGCGGUUGGUAGCGCAACGAAUCCACCCAAGCCACACCUUGCUUCCCUUCUGUUCCUAAACCCUAACCUAAUCUCUAACUGACAUAAUAAUCUCAAACUAUAAUGCUUUUGCAUAAUUUAAAACAAAAACAAAACAAACGUAUACAAAACAUACAAACACGCCCAUAUACUCACGAUAAUCAAAAAUCCAAAGAAAUGAAUAUGAUGGAGACAGCGAUGUAAGCACAAUAUAGAUAGAGACAGAGAGAUACAGAAAGAGCGAGAGAGAGAGAGAGAGAGAGUCAGAAAUCUUGAUAUCUUAGAUCGUCUUUUGUGUAGGUUGUAAGCGGAGCUGUAAGUUAAUAUUGCUAUGAUAAGGAUGGUUUAUAGGUAUGCAUAUAAUCUAUAUGUUUAGUGCUCCUGGAACUGAAGGUACUUUAGUGUUUUGCUCCAAUAUUAUUGGGGUAAACUGAAAUAAAGGCAAUUUCAAUAUCAAUAUCUUCCAAUACAAAGAAUUCUAAUUACCACAGUAUCUAUACCAUAGCACAAUAGUAUCUAUACAGUAUGUUGAACAGUUGUCUAAUCUCUAUUUAUAUAUAUCUCAAAAUAUCCAUAUAUAUCUAUGUGUAAAAACAUAUUCGCUGUAUCUAUGUGUUGAUAUGUAUAUUGAAUACUAAUCGUUGUUGGUCAACGGUUGAAACCUUCAGAAGUUAGAUUAAAUAGGGUCGUUGGGAUGUCAGUUCCAGAUAAAAGUUAGUCGCAAGGGGUUCGAUAAUUGAUAGUCAAGAGCUCAUGAGUUCUAUGUUGUGUUGAUUGCUCCAAAAAUCGUUAUAUUAGCAUUUGUCUUGUCAUCAAUUUCGUCUGGAAUAAACUCAAGAACUUCCUCAACGUGUUCUCAGCAAGAAAUUGCUGAGUCGAAAUUGUCGAUUCAGAAUAUAAAUGCUUGGCAAGACAAUGAAUUGUCCAGAUUAAAUUCGAAUGAAACUAUUGCAAUAUUUAAACCUGAUAACCGAACUCCAAGUCUAUUGAUACCUUGGUACCUUGAUAUUGGUACCUUUUCAUAUUUCAAAUUCUACUUAUAAGGAUGCUAUAGCAUCAUAUAAAAACUGUGCGCAUUCCCCAGUCUUUCAAAGAACGGGAAGGUUAAGUUUCAAAUGUGGUCUUUUAAUACCUAUCAAACCAAAUCUGGACUAUAUGAAUAUUUAAUUGACUUGAUGUACUUUUCGGAUGUGACAAACCCAAUCGGGGGAAUAUACAAAAAAUAAACAA